This is a messenger RNA of Oncorhynchus tshawytscha (Chinook salmon), 2593 nucleotides long. RefSeq names its product arrestin domain-containing protein 3. Gene Ontology annotation, cellular component: cytoplasm. The coding region runs from base 239 to 1480 and encodes 413 amino acids. Gene Ontology annotation, biological process: protein transport. Lineage: Eukaryota; Metazoa; Chordata; Actinopteri; Salmoniformes; Salmonidae. The transcript has 8 exons. The record is from RefSeq and is a predicted model, not a curated record.
GCAGCUGUUCAUACUAGAAAGUGGAGGAGGAGACCAUAGAAAUGAACGCACUGGGAGGAUGACAGCUUUUAGCCGCUGCUGUAACCCUGAACCUCUGACAUCCAUAUGAACCGUCAGCGAGAGGACCACUAACCCAGCCCGCAGGGCGCAUCCUCUAUCCUGAGCAAAAAGCGAGGGGCCGUGGGCGGAGGGUUCCUUAUGAUUUCUCAGUUUUCAUAGACGCUAUUUCUCUAACACCAUGGUGCUGGGCAAGGUGAAAACUUUAGCGGUCUACUUCGACUAUCUGAACGACAACAACGUCCCCGUUUACUCCGGUGGGGAUUCGGUCUCGGGGAGGGUGAUAAUCGAAGUCAUCGGCGAGGUUCGCGUCAAAACGUUGAACAUAACCGCCAGAGGCGUAGCCAAGGUGCGGUGGACCGAGUCCCGGAACGCCGGGGCCAACACUGCCUACACUCAGAAUUACACCGAGGAGGUUGAAUACUUAAACCAUAGCGACACGUUAAUAGGAGAGGAGAGAGAUGAGGACAGUACAGAGGAGACCCUCACUGUUCUCAACACAGGCUUACACGAAUUCGCCUUUAGCUUCCUGCUACCACAGAUGCCCCUGGCCACGUCGUUUGAAGGGAAGCAUGGCAGUGUGAGGUACUGGGUGAGAGCAGAGCUCUACAGACCAUGGCUGCUGCCUUUCAAAGUCAAGAAAGAGUUCACUGUGUUUGAACACAUCGAUAUCAACACACCACUGCUGCUGGCCCCUCAAGCUGGCACUAAGGACAAGACCUUAUGUUGUUGGUUCUGUGCCUCGGGACCCAUCUCACUCAGCGCCAAGAUAGAGAGGAAGGGAUACACGCCAGGUGAGUCCAUCCAGAUCUUUGCAGAGGUGGAGAACUGUUCGUCCAGGGUGGUGGUGCCCAAGGCAGCGCUGAGCCAGACCCAGACCUACUUCGCCAAGGGCAAGGCCAGGCAGCUCCAGCAGCAGAUGGCAGCCCUGCGUGGGGACACCCUACCCCAGGGGAAGAGCCAGAGCUGGGAUGGAAAACUCCUCCACAUACCCCCAGUGUCCCCAUCCAUCCUGGACUGUCCACUCAUCAGAGUGGAGUACUCACUGGUGGUGUAUGUGGACAUCCCUGGGGGGUUGAACCUGUCUCUAUCGUUGCCGUUGGUGAUCGGGACCAUCCCCCUCCAUACAUUCACCAAUCGAACAAGCAGCAUCAGCAGCUACUGUAGUAGCAUCAGCUGGCCAGAGAGACCUGAGGCUCCCCCCAGCUACAGUGACUUGGUGGUGACAGAGGAGCAGAGGUGGGGCUGUCUGGAGCGCUGUGAGGGGUCAGAGGUCAACGAAGAGGACCAGGGAACACUGCGCGCUUACAUCACAGAGUUCAGAUACCAGCCCCCGCCGCUCUACUCUGAGGUUGACCCUAACCCAGAGCCGGGCUGUGGAGGUCAGGUGGUCAGGAGACCCGACCUCUGCCCCUCUCGCUGAGCACAACACUGACCUGCUCAGAGCAGACAGGCAUCUACACCUACAGAUGGAUCCAACAUGGCCGCCGCUAUAGCCCCCUACUGGAGCCAGUUACCUACAGAUGGAUCCAACAUGGCCGCCGCUAUAAUGUCCUACUGGAGCCAGUCACCUACAGAUGGAUCCAACAUGGCCGCCGCUAUAAUCCCCUACUGGAGCCAACAUUGCGUCUCAUCCUUAGUUUUCUCGGGUACAUAGAUCAACAGAUGCAGGGAUGUCAGCUCUGAUAGACACUCUGUGGAGAGGCCAGGAGACGCCUCAGUCUGACCAGCAUCACGGUUCUCUGCUGGUCAGAAAGAAUAGAUAGUCCUUAGACCAAUCUUCUGGUACAUAUGACCAUUACGUGGCACAUCUAAGACUAGAAAGGAGAGGAGAAGAAGAAAAUAGAUCAUCCACUGUUGGACUGUUGGAAACAGUGGUCAGGAUCUCCUCCAGCCUUAGAGUGAAUUUUGCACAUGCCUCUCACUGUUUUUCUACUUCCAUAGCUUUUCUUCCUCAAUAUAUGCUGGAACAUGUCCGUUGUCUUCUCAACACCAUUACUACUUAACUAGAAACAACACCGAUCACAGACUCUUUUGGAACAAAGUAACUUAGAAACAAAUGAAAGGAAAUGUUUUUAGAGAGGUGUUAUUGUGUCUUGGGUUUCCUGAAUGGGGAAUGUGGUACAUGGUGAAAUGACUAGUGUGUGUGUGUUCAGACACUGGUGUAUCUGUGAAGCACUCACUCACUCUCUCUGUCUUUCAGGUGUCUUUCCUCACUAAACCCUCCAUAGAUGCAGUACCCUACUAAGCACUUGUUUGAUUGUAGUAUGUGGACAUAUGACACAGAAAGAAGCUCUGUAUUUACAUAAGAGGCAAAGAAACAGCCGGAUGUAAAAUAAGAAAAAAAAUACAUUUGAAAUGUUUACAGGUCAAUUGUCCUACAAAGUUGAUCUUCACCUCCAAACAGUGCAAUAUAUUUUUGUAUUUGUCAUUUUUCUGUUUGUGUAAGUGAUGCCAUUAUAGCCAUUACUGAUCUGAAUGCUAUCAUGAUCUUCCUUUGUUUGAAAUAAAGAAGCCGUUUUGUAGAAACUGUGAA